AGAAAGUCAAAACAUCUAGGGGUACCGAGCAUGAGGAAGGACACGAAGAAUGAAGAAGAUUUUAGGGUUAGUUUUUAUUUAUUUAUUUUCUGUUUUCAAACGCUGGACGUGUGAAAUUCUGUCUCCGGCAAGCUUGGGACAGGUCAGAGCGAGGGAAGAGACUCGGUUGAAGGCAAGGAGGAGGAAGAAGAAGGCAAGGAUAUUUAAGUCAUUUUAAUAUAAAUUAGGGCGACAAAUAAGAUGUUUUAGGGCGACAAAUAGCAAUGCCCAGAGAAAAAUAAUGAUCAUUUCUAAAAAAAUGCAAAUGUAUGUGUAUAAUUAGGGGUGGAUGUCGGUCGGUUUAGUUAUAACAAAAAAUCAAAGGUUCGGUUAUCGGUUAACCGAACCACCCCUUCUGGCUAUCGAUCGGUUAGUGGUUCGGUUAGCCGAUGCAACCGAAAUUUUGGAAUUGGAUUUAUGAUUUUGGAUCUAGACGAGGGGGAAGGUGGCGAUGGAAGAGGGAGGGUCAACAAGGUGGUGAGGCUCGACGACAUCGUCGGGAGGCCUCAAGCCUUAUUAGAGCUCGCCACCCUGCUUCGCUUCAUCGGCCUCAAGCCGGCCUCCGACGACCAGAUCCAUAUCCUCCUCGCCGACAUCAACGCCAACGACAAUGGCUCCAUCGAAUUUGACGAACUGGGCUCCGCUAUCGCCAACGACGUCGACGAGCAGACACUGGUGAACCAGGACCACCUCCUCGACUUCUUCAAGUUGUUCGAUCGGGACGCGUGACGGAGGAUGCAGACGAGCGUGGAGGCGGAGGAGGCAGAUGGACGGACGACGAUUUAGUGGCUGGGAAGAGUGGCGGCGCAGGGAAAGGGCGAUAAGGUGGUCUGGGAAGGAAGAGUGGCGGCGCUGGGAAGGGAAGGGGCGAAGGGUUGCGGCCUUGCGGGCAGUUAGGGUUUUUGGGGUUGGGGACUUGGGGGUGUACUGUUGCGGUUUUGGGGUGUGGAGGGCAGCAUUUUCGGCUAGCCGGUUAACUGCCUCUGAUUACUCGCCUAACCGAAGCACCCUUCUGCCCCUCCGAAUACCGACCGAUUUUUGGUUUUUGUCGGUGUUUGGUUAACCGCUAAUCGACGAUUAUUGGUCAAACCGAACGGUUAGCCGAUAACCGACAACCGAUUGCCCACCCCUAUGUAUAGUAGAGUAUGUUCGGGUUGAAUAUUGUGAACACCAUGUCCAAUCAACAUUAGCAAUAUUC
Messenger RNA from Linum trigynum, 1237 nucleotides. NCBI's taxonomy places the organism in Eukaryota, Viridiplantae, Streptophyta, Magnoliopsida, Malpighiales, Linaceae. The record is from the annotation of a GenBank genome assembly.